This is a messenger RNA of Hibiscus syriacus, 1100 nucleotides long. RefSeq names its product dof zinc finger protein DOF5.1-like. The record is from RefSeq and is a predicted model, not a curated record. Gene Ontology annotation, biological process: regulation of DNA-templated transcription. Gene Ontology annotation, molecular function: DNA-binding transcription factor activity; DNA binding. The coding region runs from base 1 to 993 and encodes 330 amino acids. The transcript is spliced from 3 exons. NCBI's taxonomy places the organism in Eukaryota, Viridiplantae, Streptophyta, Magnoliopsida, Malvales, Malvaceae.
AUGGCCUUUUUCUUUCUUGAUCCACCCAACUGGCAACAACAUCCAGAUCAUCAAGCUGGGUCUGGUAGCAGUGCAAUCGCCCAACACCCUCCUCCUCCUCCACCGCCGCCACCUUCACAACCACGUGGAGUAGAUGGAGGAGCGGGCUCGAUCCGGCCGGGUUCUAUGGCCGAUCGAGCUCGUUUGGCCAACAUACCGAUGCCGGAGGCAGCAUUAAAGUGCCCAAGAUGUGAAUCAACCAACACAAAGUUUUGCUACUUCAACAACUACAGCCUUACACAGCCUCGUCACUUUUGCAGAACUUGCAGAAGGUAUUGGACUAGAGGGGGUGCCCUAAGGAAUGUCCCUGUGGGAGGCGGGUGCCGUGGGAACAAGAGAAACAAAGGAAGCCGAUCGAAAUCUCCGUUGAGUGGCGACCGGCAAAUGGCAUCCGGUUCCUCGAAUACUAUUAUUUCUUCAAACAGUUGUGGAAGAGCUGAUAUUUUGGAACUUGGAGUUGGACCUCAGGCUCCUACACGUAGGUUCAUGGCUCCCUUGCUUCACCUUAAUGAAUAUGGUGGCAGUGCUGCUGAUAUUGGGUUGAAUUACGGUUUGAUUUCGGCUCCACAAGGAGGAACAAAUGAUCACUUAAGUUUUCAAAUAGGAAGUGAGGCUGGCGGCAGUGGCCGCGGUGCCGCCGGAACUUCACUUUUGACUAUGAGUGGUUUGGACGGCCAGUGGCGGCUACAACAACCGCCGCCACAAUUUCUCUUCCUUGGAGGCUUGGAACCCCCGUACCAAUUUGAAAGCGGAGGUAUUGGUCAUCAGGUUCAGCCUAGGACACCGAUCUCAUCAAUGGCAAGUCAAAUUGCUUCAGUGAAAAUGGAAGAUAGUAAUAAUAAUAAUAAUAAUCGUACAUUUUUGGGGUUUCAAGGAAAUGAUCGAAUCUGGGGUGGAACUCCAUGGACGGAUCUUUCGAGUUUCAGUUCAUCAUCAACAAACAACAAUUUAUAGAUUUGGGUUUUCUCUUUUACACUCUAUCUCUUAUCUUGUUUAAAGAACUGGGUGUUGGAGCUUCUUUUUCUUUUGCUACCCUUAGCUUCCAUUAAAGAAAAAAAAAA